This is a messenger RNA of Paramuricea clavata, 880 nucleotides long. The record is from the annotation of a GenBank genome assembly. NCBI's taxonomy places the organism in Eukaryota, Metazoa, Cnidaria, Anthozoa, Malacalcyonacea, Plexauridae.
AUGAAGGUGCAAUCGAACGGAGUUGUGAUUACAGAGGCCAAAUCACGCGUUGUUUCCCCCAACGAAGGGAGCAAAACCAAUGCGGUACUUGUGCAAUCUCAGUUGAAAGGUGUCAAUAAAGUAAUUCUGUCGGAAGGAGUGGCAAUUCCGGCUCGAUCGGAAAUGGUAAUUGAAGGUAAGAUACAGGCGAAAGAUAUUUCACAGGUUGACAUGAUAUCAGCUAGUCAGGCAGAUAGUGUUAGACACUUACAAGGAUUACAUGUAGCUCAUUUAGUUGUCACCCCUGUUGGUAAAACCGUACCAGUCCGAAUAGCUAAUACUACAACGGAAUUUUGUCCCAUACUUGAGCAGGAAGCCGUUGCCAACAAUAAAUUUCCGGUUAAUUGUAAUGCCGUGCAAGCAGAUAAUCUUGGGCAGAAAAUCGAUUCCCGUUUAGAUGCGGGUUUAAGUAACUCCGAAAAACAACAAGUAAAACAAGUAUUAGGCGAGUUUAAAGAACUAUUUAGCGACACAAUUGGCCAAACCAACAUUGCACAUCAUAAAAUUGACACCGGUGAUAACCCGCCGAUUAGGCAACGUGCCAGGCGAAUGCCAUAUGCAUUUCGCGAAGAAUCUAACAAGCAAAUUGAAGACAUGUUAGGUAAGGGAAUAAUCAGUCCUAAUACCAGCCCAUGGGCUAGCCCAAUUGUCUUGGUUCGCAAAAAGUCAGGCGAAUUACGUUUUUGUAUUGAUUACCAUAGACUUAACCAGAUUACACGCAAUGACGCACAUCCUCUGCCAAGGGUUGACGAUUUACUUGACUCGGUUGGGAAUGCGAAGUAUUUUACCACACUAGGCCUCAAAAGCGGCUACUGGCAAAUUCCCGUUCACCCUGAUGACC